Molecule: messenger RNA, 1574 nt
Organism: Triplophysa dalaica
Lineage: Eukaryota; Metazoa; Chordata; Actinopteri; Cypriniformes; Nemacheilidae
Gene: cpsf4
Product: cleavage and polyadenylation specific factor 4
Exons: 8
Coding region: 305-1120 (271 amino acids)
Molecular function (GO): zinc ion binding; RNA binding
Source: RefSeq, a predicted model, not a curated record
AGUUCUAGGGUCAGGGGUCACUCGUAAGCAGCGUUGUUGAAGUACAAUAUACGAUUAUCAAGUGUUUAUUCUUAAUUAUGAGAGUCUCUAACGUUACCGAUUUACUCAUGUGCUAUAUUUAAAACCCUUUACAAAAUAGAUUUUUCUGGAUUUCUCCCCAGUCCUCUGUUUUUACGUCUAAUAUUAAACCGGACCGAAAGACAGUUGUUAACUUGUUAGCUUUCAAUACUUCUUGUAGUUUUCUGAUCAGGUGUUAUAACGAGAACAGUUUCGGCGUCUGGGUAAAAUAUAUACAUAAUUCAAAAUGCAGGAAUUAAUUGCCUGUGUCGAUCACAUCAAAUUUGAUCUAGAAAUGGCUGUAGAGCAGCAGCUAGGUGCUCAACCAUUGCCUUUUCCCGGAAUGGAUAAAUCGGGUGCUGCUGUGUGUGAGUUCUUCAUGCGAGCUGCCUGUAUGAAAGGUGGAAUGUGUCCAUUCAGACAUAUCAGCGGAGAAAAGACUGUGGUUUGCAAGCACUGGCUUAGAGGAUUAUGCAAGAAGGGAGAUCAAUGUGAAUUUUUACACGAGUAUGAUAUGACAAAGAUGCCUGAGUGCUAUUUCUACUCAAAAUUUGGAGAGUGCAGUAACAAAGAGUGUCCAUUCUUACACAUUGACCCAGAAUCUAAGAUUAAAGAUUGCCCAUGGUAUGAUAGGGGUUUUUGUAAACAUGGUCCGGAUUGCAGGCAUAGACACACAAGAAGAGUAAUCUGUGUAAAUUACCUUGUUGGUUUCUGUCCAGAGGGGAAGUCAUGCAAGUUUAUGCACCCGAGAUUUGAACUUCCUAUGGGUGCAACUGAACAGCCACCACUGCAGCAACAAGUACAGUCCCAACAAAGGCAACAAAACACACAGCCCACAAACAGAUCAUCACAGUCACUCAUUCAGUUGACAAACCCCAAUGUAAACAUAAACAACCACCAGAGAAUGCCAAACGCUGUUGGGAUAGUGCAGCAUAAUAGUAACAUGGGUGGAUCUCGUGGUCCUCGUCCACUGGAACAAGUUACAUGUUACAAGUGUGGUGAAAAAGGCCAUUAUGCAAACAAAUGCACUAAAGGUCACUUGGCUUUCCUGAGUGGACAGUAACCGGUGACUUCAUUUCUACAAGAGGAUUUCCAAAAAUGAUGGCCGUCACAUCCAGAUUUACAUUUGAUUACUGGGUACAUUAACCUUUUAUUGCAAAGGUUAUAGUUGAGUGACAUGAAUUUGGUUCUACCUCAUUGUCCAUGUGCCAACUGCUCUUGUGGACAUGUCACAGAAAAUAUAUAUUAUACAGGUAGAAUGAACAGUCACUAAACUUGGUUUUUUUCUUGUCACAUAUUCAUACUUUGAAACAAGAUCUUUGUAUUGAAGCUACAAGCCUCUCGCCUCUUAAACCAGAGCAUUGCUGAUAAUAGAGGACAAUUUAUUAGAUUUUUUUUAGGGAGAGUAUUUUGAAGUUCAGUGGCAGUGAGGACAUUACUUAGUUGUCUAUCAGGAUAAUCGAUGUAAAAAAAGCUGUAGGGAUGUUGUCUUAUAAUAAAAAUAAACUGGAAAGUUA